GCAGCAGCCAGCGCCGGCCCGCGGCGGAUUGGGGCGGAGCGGGACGGGUGUCUGGCGCCGCCACCCGGACGGCGGGCCCCCGACACACCCCCGGCGAGUGGCGACCUCAGUCGGUAACGGGUCGCCGUCGGAACGACAGUGCAUCCGUCCGGAGCGACGCGCGACAGCCGACACAGGGCUGGUCACAGGCGGGGACUGAGCGAACUGUGCGUCCUGUCGAGCUGGUGUCGAGUGAAACUCAUCAGUGUCGACUGAGAUCAGUCUACCGCACGUCCUUUUGGCAGCUCAGUGACGCUCAGCGGCCCGUCAGGAUGGUGUCCCCGGCGCCAGCGAUCCUGUUUUCGGUGGAGGUUUACCACUGUAUCGUGCACAUUAUGGUGCUGUUCGCGUGGAGACAGCUGCCUAGGAAAGACCUCGUCCGCGCCAGGAUCUAUUUUCUGAUAGACGCUACAACCGUGGCGCUCAUCAGUUACUGGCUGCUGCCCUGGCUGUGGCCGCUCGGUCUGCUCCAGAACAUCCAGCACCUGGGCUACUUUUUCUGCUGGGAGCAGACGUGGUUCGCCAAACGGGUCGUGUCGUGGAGCAGCCUGGACUGGGACCGCAGCCGGUGGCAGCCCGACCUGAUGCUGGGUACGGUGUUCGACAUCGUGGUGCACGUGGUGAACAUGACGUGCCUGUACCAGCUGCUGACCAGACCGGUGGCCGCCGUCGGAGUCGCAGUGGCCUGUCUGAUGGUCUGUCUGGUGCUCUACAACCCACGACUCGCCUGGACCAGCAAGGGCUCGAUGCCCGCCUGGGUGAAGAAGCGUCUGCAGCCCGUGUCCAGGGAACAGGCCGGAGAGGAUCACCGGCUCGUCACCGCCAUGGGCUGGGCCAAGUAACCUGGGUCAUUGGACCAAGUGGCCUGGGCUGGGACAAGUGACCUGGGUCCCUACCAUGGGAGCUGGGUCACGUGCGAUGGGCUAAGUGACCUGGGCCACUGCCGUGGUGUGGGUGAAGUGACCUGGCUGCUGCAAUGGAUAGGUCGAGGCUUUUCGGAUAAGGUUCAGUGAUCUAAUGACAAACCAAAUUAUUGACACAACGACCCCUUUGAGAAACUUGCUCAAGUGCCAGUUGGCUAGGGUAGCUUUGUAUUCUUUGAAUUUAUUUUAGCCGACUACGGGCGCUUCAGCUCCUUUACAGUGGCGGUCGUAGGGUAACUGAAAAAAAAAUACUUAAAACAGUAAACUCAAUCGCUCCCAAGGGCUGUACCGAGCACGCUCUCUAUUCGACCAUCCAAUGCUCAAACAAGUCUGUACCUAGUGACCUCUCGGAGGCGUGCCACCGUUCCCAGCCGGCGCCGGCUACCUCUGGGAAUGGUGGCGUGCCUCGCCGCCAUCAAAACUAAACCUGUCGGACCCAGGGUCGUUCAGAGUUCAAUCUCAUACAGCAUGACCCCCCUCCUGUAACUACAUUGACCAGACAGGAUGUAAACAGUUGGGGCAAAGGGCGCGACGCAGUAUCAACCGGUGGUAACCGGAGUAGAGUGGUCCCGUGCAAUGGUGUCGCGUCUUAGACACGUGUUGGGGGCGAGUCGCCGGGCAGAGGGUAUCUUGUGGGAGGGGUGUGUGUUGAAAAGGGGGUGUGUCAAGUACACGUGUGGAGAGUCGGGCUAAAUAGCGGUCGGUGAGGGGGGUCUUCUGAGGGGGGGGGGUGAAGUAGGAAAGACCGUGAACUAUCAAUGAGGAUGUUUGAUCCGAGAUGAGAGGUGUUAUUUGAUACCAACGCUCGAGGACAGGUGAGCUCAAGCUAUAUGUAUGAGACGGAAGAGGCACGGUAGAUAAUUAUGAAGUACGCAGUUGAUUUAGGAUGUGUGAUGAGCAAUAGCGUCGCUUAGUCAGCGCAAACAGCAGCGAGCUAGCUGUCUGAUAGUGGCAACGUGUAGGGAUAGACGCUGUAUCUUAUCUGUUGUUGACAUCUUGCCAUGUUUUCACAAUGCAAUGCCCAGGUUUUGGGACUCGAUAGAUGUACUAUUAUCAGUUGAGUGUGAUAGACUAAAGAUUGAGUGUUUGUUCCUUUUUGUUAUUUUGCCCUAGGUCGGACAGUGUUGCGUUCAAGGUCAGAUAAGACUGGUACUAUUGUACUCUUGUACUCUUGAUUGUACUCCUCUGAACGGCUACUUUCAGUUUGCGUGUAUGACUGCACUUUUCUCUGUAACGUCGUCCUGGGCCUCGUUUCAUAAAGCAAGUCCGUAACUUACGCCGGUUUUUGGGCUUGUACUGCAAGCGCAUGUGAAGCGAUAAAUUUGUUUCACCUUCUCCCUUCUGUUCUUGCUUGCAAGAUAAAUAAAUUCAACGAUUCAAACUAUCGUUACUGCUUCACGUGCACUUGCAAUACAAGACCAAAAACCGGCGCAAGUUACGGAUUCGCUUUAUGAAACGAGGCCCUGGUGUAAUUAAGUCGAAUAAUCACGCCGAAUAAACGUGCCAUCAUUCAUGUAGCGAGAAGUCAACUGACAAAGUGCUAAGGGGAUGACUAUCGCUCCUGUAAAUACGUUGACAGAGCCUGUUUUUAAAAUAUACUUUAUUUCACCACAAUACUCAAAGAUUUCAACAAACAUAUACAAAACUGAAUACGUCGCAUCAAAGAAUAUAUGAACCAGAUCCAAUGGCUAGUAACAUAACGCUACAAACGUGAACUAAGGCACUAAACAUAUAAACACCAACCAAGUGACGUAAAAGUACAACAAACCUUAUCACUAUGAAUAUAAUGGGAAUAGCACCUUAACGAUAUUGUAUACUUAGAAUAUCACUAUGAUGUUUCAAGAAAAAAGUGUUAAAUGAGAUACUAUAAAAAUGAUUAAAGCACUCUAGAGAAUAUUCAUGACACUACACAUGAGUUGUAUCCAACUUGCACUGAUUCGCCAAAAUGACAAUUUUCCCGUCUGAUUUGCGAGUGAAUGAUAUGACACCCUACCCUGCAUGAGGCCAUCACUGUAAAAAUAAGGCUCCUCUACUCAACGGCCACAAAUAAGGCAUCGGUUUACACGAGUACAAUGCCAGUGAAAAAAAAAUAUCAGUCGAGUCGAAACAGCAAUCGCCACUGAACACGAUCCUAAUAUCUGAACGAAUCAGCGCCGACAUG
This is a messenger RNA of Amphibalanus amphitrite, 3123 nucleotides long. RefSeq lists its product as uncharacterized. The record is from RefSeq and is a predicted model, not a curated record. NCBI's taxonomy places the organism in Eukaryota, Metazoa, Arthropoda, Thecostraca, Balanomorpha, Balanidae. The transcript has 4 exons. Bases 312 to 881 code for a protein of 189 amino acids.